Acanthopagrus latus (yellowfin seabream) is the source of this 4034-nucleotide messenger RNA. It is a transcript of the gene pdzrn4, whose product is annotated as PDZ domain containing ring finger 4. Gene Ontology annotation, molecular function: protein binding. The coding region runs from base 437 to 2896 and encodes 819 amino acids. The transcript is spliced from 9 exons. The record is from RefSeq and is a predicted model, not a curated record. Lineage: Eukaryota; Metazoa; Chordata; Actinopteri; Spariformes; Sparidae.
CUGAGAAGAGGAGGUGCCGGAGAGAGACAGAGUGAGGGAGAGCGAGAGAGGAGAAAGUGUGUAUGUAGGCAUGCAAGAAGUGAGAAUCAGGGGAAGGAGUGACAGGCAAGAGGGAAAGGGACGCAAGGUGCUUUUGCUCAUCUCACCACUGACACACUCCCCGCCAACACACACACUGAAGGAACUACACCCUCACGCUCUACUAUAGCAGUGAGCUCAUACACGUGUGUGUCUGUGUGUGUGAGUGUGUUUCCUGCGCUUGGAGCAAGUGGAAAGGGGGGGGGAUCUCUGAGGAUACACGGAUGAGAGAGAGGAGUGGGGGAAGCCAAGGAAGAGGAGCCCGAGUGUGUUUCGCCCCGGGGGGAAGCUCGCACACACACCGCAGACGGCGCACACACUCCGGCGGGCACUCGGCACCGUUUCCCUGACAACUAGAAUGGGCUGCAAUUUGUGCACCUUGCAGAAACGGGAGGAACACUACAAACUGCUGUAUGAGAUUGCACAGGUGAAUGCACGUGACUUCUCCAAGGUCGACCAUGACGAGGCAGUGGUGGAGGCCAUCAGGCGUGACCCCAUCGUCGUCCAGGUUCUCCGGAGAACCCCCACCAGAGCCGCGGCUGCAUGUGGACGCAGCGACGGCGGCACGCCGCAGGACGUGUGCGUGGUGGACGUCUGCACGCAAACGGACAUCACCUUCGAGCACAUCAUGGCACUAGCGAAGCUUCGGCCUGCUACCCCGCCCGUCCCUGACAUCUGUCCCUUCCUUCUGUCCGACAGUUGCCAUUCCAUCCACACUAUGGAGCACGAGUUUUAUGAAUGUCCAGAGUACCUGUCCAAUACCCCAGCUGAGGUGGAGAGGACUGAAGAGUAUGAGUACGAGGAGGUGGAGCUGUGCAGGCAGAACAGCCAGGAGAAGCUUGGCUUGACGCUGUGCUACAGGACCGACGAUGAGGAGGACACCGGCAUCUAUGUCAGCCAGGUGGAGCCAAACAGCAUAGCAGCCAGAGAUGGACGUAUCAAGGAAGGAGAUCGUAUUCUACAGAUUAAUGGCUGUGAAGUGCAAGACAGAGAGAAAGCCGUUGCCUUGCUGUCAAGUGAAGAAGCCAGGAGCAUCAUACUACUGGUGACAAGACCAGAAAUCCAGCUGGAGGAUGAGGUAUGGCUUGAUGAGGAGCAGCAGCAACUUGUGGAGGAGCUGAAGAUGGAGAUCCUGGAGGAGAGGAGGAAGCAGAGGGAACGCAACUUUGACAGGGGAGAUGAGCAUCAAGCUGAAGAAGAGAUGACCACAGAUACCGCUACCUGUUCCUCCAACAAUCAAGACAAAGACAGCGGGUUUGGACGCAGCACGGACAGUCCGGAGCACCAACCUUUGCUCGCUAGACUCAACAGGAGGACCCCUGCUCAUUGCCUGAGGGACCGAUGGCGAGCAGAGCAUCCACACACAAGACGAGGGACUGUAGUGCCGCAGGACACCCAGGGUCCGAGGACAUUGUCCAAAGGCCAAGGCAAUGAAGGUGUAGUCAGUAUUCGCAAUGGUGGAGGUGGGAUCCUAGGUUUAGAGAAUCGCUUCCAACAGCUCUUGGAGCUCAAGUGUCAAAUCAGGAAUGGAGGCGAGUGUGGGGUGUACUCCAUUCGACACAGUAUAGAGUGUAGUCUCACUGAGCAGGGAGGAGGGGAUGUAGAUGAUGUAGAUGGUGUUGGAGGAGAGAAUGGAGUGGAGCAGGAGUUGCGGAUGCUAAAUGAGGAACUGCGCAACAUUGAGCUCGAGUGCCAGAGCAUCAUGCAAGCGCAUCAGCUCCGCCAGGCCAACCAGCUUAACGCCUCACAACCCGCAUCCUCACCCGGACGGAGCCCCAAAGACAAGCGGCAUGGCAGGUUGGCCGACAUCCACGAAUACCCGGAAAGGUCGGACAGCGAUAAGAUCCGUGAGAAGGACAGCUCCAGUGCCUACAACACAGCGGAGAGUGCACGGUCGACACCUCUAGGCAUGGAGAGAUCUCCCGAUCACUCACUGCAGAGACACAUCAGCAUCACCAACCAGAAAAACCUCAGACUGGCUUCCUCUACACCCUCCAUCCCCAUCCCUAUCCCCAAGCCCCAGAGUGCACCCAGUCACAGCAGACCAGCAGACCCAGGCUCUGUUAUCUCCAGCAGCCCAGACCAGAGCAACCCCUCCCGGUCUGAGUCGGAUCCUGCCCUUCCUGCAGAUGAUGAGAGGUGUGAAAAAAAAGGGAGGACCAGAGAUUCCAGGAGGGGGCUUCCCUAUGGAUCUUCUUAUCAGACAACCCCCUAUACAGGCCAGGGAGGAUCCCGGCAGCUUCAGAGCUACAUGCAGCUGCUACAGCAGCACUCAUCCCUGGAGUACUCCCAAAGCCAGCUGAGCCUGCUCAGUGUCUGUCGAGAUCCCGGGAACCGGAGUGGGCGCUCUGGGGAACCCCGUCUAGAGUGGAAGGUCAAAGUUCGUGCGGAUGGCACACGUUACGUAGCCCGGAGGCCUGCUCGUGACCGCAUUUUGAGAGAACGAGCGCUAAGGAUCCGAGAGGAGAGGAGCGGAGGUAUGACCACAGAUGACGACGCUAUGAGCGAGAUGAAGAUGGGCCGUUACUGGAGCAAGGAGGAGAGGAAGCAGCACUUGGCACGUGCCAGGGAGCAGAGGAAGAGGAGGGAGUUCAUGCAAAAGAGCCGCCUUGAGUGUCUAAAAGAGGGGCCGGCCAGUGGAGCCGAGGGCAGGAAGGAGAUCAGUAUCUUGGAGCUAAGUCACAAAAAGAUGAUGAAGAAACGGAACAAAAAGAUCCUGGAUAACUGGAUGACCAUCCAGGAGCUCAUGAGCCAUGGGGCGAGAGUCCCUGAAGGCUCAAAAGUACAUAAUGCCUUCCUAUCUGUCACAACCGUCUAGAGGACACAUACAGAUCUACAAAACACUUUAAUAUCAGGUAGCCUGCAUUUCAGGAACUACUGCUUUAUGUAAAAUAAAUGUCAGUUUGUGAAAAGAAAAAUGACUCUGCUGAGGACUUCUGUAGCAUCCUGGAGGCGACUUUGUAACUAUCACAUUACGAAUGUCUGAAAACUAUCAUUACAAAAAACUCAGCCUUUCAAAACAUGACUUUUCACUGUUUUUACACUGGCUUUUUGGUAACGCACUGGCUUCUGACAGCAGAUGACUUUGGUAGCAAAUUGGUUCAAAAUGAAGUCACGAACCAAAACGUUAACUUCAUGUACACUGUGUAUCGUGAUUCCAUAUUCUCCACUCUUCUGUUUCAUUGUAUAUGAAGCGACUCCACUUGCCUCCUUCGAGGCGGCAUUUUUUUAUAAUGGGGAAAAAAACAAUAUUUUUCACACUUUAUAAACUCGGUAACUUUUUGUAAUGAAUUUUUUCUACACUGAAUGUCAAUGUACUGUAAACAUUUUAUUGUAAUUUCUUAUUUAUGUUCCUAUCACCAAACCCAUCAAGGUCAGAAUUGACACUACUUGAUUGUACUGUAGUCUGCGUUGUAUGCCAGACCUACACAAAGAGACGACAGGAGACACUCCGUGAGAGAAGAAAUCCACAUUUCAAACAACCCCUUACCCGAGAAGUUCAGAGCACUCAAAUUGAAGCACUGGAAGUAUCAUUAUGCUAUCUCUGAAACUCAUAUUAUUCAUGAGCUUGGAGGGCUUUACUUUUUUAAACAGUUUUACCUCAACUUACAGUCACAACUCUGAUUUAUCAAGUGGUAGAACAUCUGGUUAAUUCAAACAUUGACUCAAACAGUCCUCAGGUCAUACCUGAACCAUUACUAUGAACCAUAACUGUGUGAAUUAUGUUUAAAAUGUGAAAUAGAUUCAUAUUUAUAUUGUUUACUGUUAUUUCUAUUUAUUGUAAAUUAAUUUUUAUGGUCCGUCUGAUAAAUAUUUCGCAUUAAGUGGCUACCCUUGAAAGGCCAACAUGUUUCAAGGCAUUGUCAAGAAAAUGUAUCAUAUUGCAGCAUUUCAAAUUAAAUCCGCUGCUUUUCACUGUAAAGCUCAUUGAAGAGGCCUUGAGUUCAGUAUUUGUU